This is a messenger RNA of Odobenus rosmarus divergens (Pacific walrus), 1562 nucleotides long. RefSeq names its product 6-phosphofructo-2-kinase/fructose-2,6-biphosphatase 4 (gene PFKFB4). Lineage: Eukaryota; Metazoa; Chordata; Mammalia; Carnivora; Odobenidae. The coding region runs from base 96 to 1484 and encodes 462 amino acids. The record is from RefSeq and is a predicted model, not a curated record. Gene Ontology annotation, molecular function: fructose-2,6-bisphosphate 2-phosphatase activity; ATP binding; 6-phosphofructo-2-kinase activity. The transcript is spliced from 14 exons. Gene Ontology annotation, cellular component: cytosol. Gene Ontology annotation, biological process: fructose 2,6-bisphosphate metabolic process; fructose metabolic process.
GGAGGGGCGGGGCCGAGGGGCGGGGCCUCGAGUGGCCCGAGGUGGCCUGGCGGCUGGGUCGGAAGCCGCGCGGUCCGACUCAUUACGUCCCGGGUAUGGCGUCCCCACGGGAACUGACCCAGAACCCCCUGAAGAAGAUCUGGAUGCCGUACAGCAAUGGGAGGCCCGCUCUGCACGCCUGCCAGCGCCGUGUUUGCAUGACCAACUGCCCAACGCUCAUUGUCAUGGUAGGCCUGCCCGCCAGGGGCAAGACCUACAUCUCUAAGAAGCUGACUCGCUACCUGAACUGGAUUGGCGUGCCCACUCGCGAAUUCAACGUUGGCCAGUAUCGCCGGGACAUGGUCAAGACGUACAAGUCUUUUGAAUUUUUCCUUCCAGACAAUGAAGAGGGCCUAAAAAUCAGGAAGCAGUGUGCACUGGCAGCCCUCCGUGAUGUCCGGCGGUUCCUCAGUGAGGAGGGGGGACACGUGGCGGUUUUUGAUGCAACGAAUACCACCCGAGAGCGGAGAGCGACCAUCUUUAAUUUUGGGGAACAGAAUGGCUACAAGACCUUUUUUGUGGAGUCCAUCUGUGUGGAUCCUGAGGUCAUAGCUGCUAACAUUGUGCAAGUGAAACUGGGCAGCCCUGACUAUGUGAACCAUGAUAGUGACAAGGCCACGGAAGAUUUCAUGCGGCGCAUUGAGUGCUAUGAGAAUUCGUACGAGUCGCUGGAUGAGGACCUGGACAGGGAUCUGUCCUACAUCAAGAUCAUGGACGUGGGGCAGAGCUAUGUGGUGAACCGGGUGGCUGAUCACAUCCAGAGCCGCAUCGUGUAUUACCUCAUGAACAUCCAUGUGACCCCCCGCUCCAUCUACCUCUGCCGGCACGGGGAAAGUGAGCUCAAUCUCAAGGGCCGGAUUGGCGGGGACCCGGGACUGUCCCCCCGGGGCAGGGAGUUUGCCAGGAGUCUGGCCCAGUUCAUCCGUGAUCAGAACAUCAAGGACCUGAAGGUCUGGACGAGCCAGAUGAAGAGGACCAUCCAGACAGCCGAGGCCCUGGGUGUGCCUUAUGAGCAGUGGAAGGGCGUCUGUGAGGAGAUGACUUACGAAGAAAUUCAGGAUCAUUAUCCACUGGAAUUUGCCCUACGGGACCAGGACAAGUACCGGUACCGGUACCCCAAGGGGGAGUCCUACGAGGACCUGGUCCAGCGCCUUGAGCCUGUCAUCAUGGAGCUGGAGAGGCAAGAGAAUGUGCUGGUCAUCUGCCACCAGGCUGUGAUGCGCUGCCUCCUGGCCUACUUCCUUGAUAAGGCGGCAGAACAGCUGCCCUACCUCAAGUGUCCGCUGCACACCGUCCUGAAGCUGACCCCCGUGGCUUAUGGUUGUAAAGUGGAGUCCAUAUUCCUGAACGUGAUGGCUGUGAACACGCACCGGGACAGGCCUCAGAAUGUAGACAUCUCGAGGCCCCCGGAGGAAGCCCUUGUCACGGUCCCUGCUCACCAGUGACCGUGUCUCAUCCACUGCGACCCCCAGGCAGGUAUGGACCUCUGCAAAUGAGGUCCUUACAGGCCCCCUGGCCCGUGU